AUGGUGAACACCUCAAUGCAAUGCAAAGAUGGGAUAAUCAUUCCCGCAUUGAGGACAACAAAUGGAAAUGCUUUCCUCUAUUUGUUGGGUCUUUUUUAUUGUUUUCUUGGGAUAGCGAUAGCUGCUGAUAUCUUCAUGUGUGCGAUUGAGAAGAUCACAUCGAAAACGAAGAAAAUAAAAGUAAAACAAGAGGCUGGAAAACUCGUUGACUCGGCUCAUCAACCCGAUUCUGAUGAGUAUGAAGAAGUUCGAGUGUGGAAUCCCACUGUGGCCAAUCUAACACUAAUGGCCUUGGGCAGUUCAGCGCCAGAGAUUCUUCUCUCGUGCAUCGAGAUUGUCGGGAACAACUUUCAUGCAGGAGACUUGGGACCGGGAACGAUCGUUGGAUCUGCUGCUUUCAAUCUCUUCUGCAUCUCAGCCAUUUGUGUCUUGGCCGUCGGGAACAAAACAAAGAGAAUCGCGAUGUUUAAAGUGUUUUGUGUGACGGCUUUCUUUGGAACAUUUGCCUAUAUUUGGCUGCUAAUCAUCUUAUCCUGGAUCACCCCGAAUGUUGUCGAUGUUUGGGAGGCUUUCCUCACUCUUUUCUUCUUUGUCAUUCUCGUUGCUGCCUCUUAUUCAGCUGAUAUCGAGAUUUGGAAUAAGAACAAGAAAGCGAAUUUGGAGACGGAAUUGCAAGACAUCGAGGACGUUCAACCAAAGAAAGCGUCUCAGAAGUUGGAUGUUGAGAUCAAGAAUGUCGCGAGGAGAUUGAGUGUCUGUGAUGGAGAGUCAGUUAUGGACGCACUGCCAACUCCCGACACAGAGGAUGUGAGAAAAAUGGCGAGAGAUGUGGCUAAAGUGUAUCCAGCGCUCGAAGCCGAGGAUCAGGCAAAAAUCCUCGCGUAUCGACUCAACAAGAACAAGGUUCACGAUCGUCUUUACUAUCGUAUUCGAGCAAUUCGUGAGAUGACGUCAUCUUGGAAGAAAAGCGAUUCGGAAAAAGAGGUUGAGGAAAUCGAAGAGAAACAGAAAACGGCUCCGGAUGCAGCUGUGCAGGCUCUCAAGCAACGCGUCGAGUUCUCGGCUCGGGUUUACGCGGUGCAACAAGGUGACAAGAGAGUGAAGUUGACUGUGGAACGUCGUGGAAUCUCAGACAAAGCGCUAACCAUCAACUACAGUACUGUUGACGGGAUUGCGAAGAAAGAUCUACACUAUUUGCCAAAAAUUGAAAAUAUUCGUUUUGCUGAGCACGAGACAACAAAAGAGAUCACGAUUGAUCUGGUAGAUGGAGCUGAUUGGAGACCGAACACCGUUUUCUAUGUUCAUCUCAAGAUUGUUGAACAAGAAGACGGUGACAAGACAAAACUUGGCGAGUGCAAUGUGGCUCGAGUGCGUUGUCCGGAUGAAUCGAACUCGUUCACUGGGGUGCCCAACGUCGAGUUUGUUAAGAGCAACUAUGUUUGCAAAGAGAACUGUGGCUGGGUUCGUGUCUUUGUCUCAAGAAGAGGAAAAACCAAAUCCCCACACGAUUUGGGCGUCCGUUUUGAGACAGAGGACAUCACGGCAAAUGCUCAGUCGGAUUACGCGCCACACAAGAAUGCAAGUUUGCAGUUUAGAGGUCAGGAGUAUGAGAAAUAUAUUGAUAUCGAGGUGUUCGAUGACAAAGAAGAUGAAAAAGAUGAAACGUUUUCGGUGGAAUUGCUUGGAACCGAUGAUAGAGAAACAACGAUCGGCUCAAAGAAGCGAACAAUCGUCACAAUUAUUUCUGACGAUAAUGUCCUGAAAAACAUAACGAAUACAAGGAAAUUAGUCGGAUAUUAUUUGAAGAGGAUGACACCAGGACAG
Messenger RNA from Mesorhabditis belari, 1824 nucleotides. NCBI's taxonomy places the organism in Eukaryota, Metazoa, Nematoda, Chromadorea, Rhabditida, Rhabditidae. The record is from the annotation of a GenBank genome assembly.